AUGAGUGACAAUGAUCCACCACCAGUACUUACAAAGCAAGCUACAUGUAGUACAACCGCGACUGCAGACAGUUCAGUAUCAAUUGUGACGACAUGUAUUGGUAACAUUACAUUGGCAUCAAACAGUAAUGAUUCCUUUACCAAAACAACAACCAUUGUCACGCCUUCAUCAUCAUCUUCUUCAGUUUCCGACUCAACACAGACCACUUCAGGUCGUGCCUCCUCUAAUCCAUCUGCGCCAUCGUCGAAUAAAAGCAUAACAUCGGAUACCAAAAAUGCAACUAACGUUAUCGCUGGAAGUAGUGGAACAGCAGUAACAACAACAACAACAACAACAUCAGCAAGUAGUAGCAAUGCCGAGACGGCUUCUUCAACAUCAUCAACGCCACAACCAGCUCCAAAAAGUCGUCGUAAGCCAACAUCACGUACAAAAAAGGAUGCCGUGGAUAAGACGAAAACUUCCACCGCAGUUGUUAGUUCAUCAUCUGCUACGCAGAUGGUUCCACAAACACCAUUAAUGCUAACUUCUGCUUCGCCUGGGCAAUUCAUGCUUGUUCACCAUAAUGGGCAAUGCUACAUGAUGUCGGCAACGCAAUAUUUCAAUACAAAUCAACAAAUUGCUGCUGUUAGACCGCAGCAGCAGCAACAGCAACAACUUUCUACACCAUCAACAUCCUGCACUACCACCAUUACCACUUCGACACAGGAUUUCUUUAAAGUAAUACAACAGCAACAAGCACAGUCAGUUCAAAAUUCGACAAAUGCAGUAGCUGCCGCCCAACAAUUUUAUUCACAGCAGCAGUUCCGUCAUACGCACCCGUUGCCUUCACAGCAGCAAUAUGUGCAGCCGGGUUUUGUGGCUAGUAGCGCAACAUUGGGACAACUUGCACGAAGUCUGGCUCCAAAACCAGCAUUACCAGGACCGGGAUCAGUUGCUGUAGUAGCGACCAGUACACAGAUGUCAUCAACUACAGUAACGACAACGGUUACCACAACAACAUCGUCGUCUACUGCUGGACAAGGAAGUGAUGCAUCCUUAGGACGAUCAGCGCAGCAGCAAUCACCGCAGCAGUUGGGAACCGCAUCAGUACAGCAGAUGCAACCGUCAAUGUUUCCCCAAGGAAUCCAACUCCGCACACCACCAGGUUCCUCAGGUAUUGUCUUCCAGAUGCCAUCCGGAGCAUAUACAUAUGUCCAUCAGUUGGUUACCCCUCAGCAGCGCACCUCUAUUGCGAUACCUCAACAACAGCAAAUUCCAGCCUGUAUUGGACAAGCGGUGGCGGCAAGUCAGCCACAAAACCAACAACAGCACCAGCCUUCUCCUGCUAGCUCACCCACUCAAAAAGUUGUUCCUUCAGCCACAGCUGAAUCGAAAAAUAAGCAGACAUCAAGUAAUGUUAGCAAGGAAUCAACAACCAUAGAACGAAAGGGAAGUAAUGCUUCGCCAACUGUUGAUAAAGAGAGUCAGCCAUUGGCGCAGAUGGUUUCAAUACCAAAUAAGCCACCAGCAGCUUCCGUCAAAAGUAGUGAAGCUUUGUCAAAGAAUGUCAGAGGAGGUGGUAAGCAUUCAGGAAGUGGACGAAAGACGGGCACAGUAAAAAUUGCAACACCUCAACCAAUAGCUCCUACGAAUUUGGUACCAGUUGGUGCUCCAGUUCCAAUGAUGGUGAUGUCUGCUCCGAUGCCGCAGCUAAGUUCCUUCGGAGGACAUGCAGCGGUACCGUUCAUGGGACCAAACGGACAAAUCAUACAUCAACAGCUGAUCUCGAAUCCACCUGUUCCAACGCACCAGAUGAUACCGGUAUUUCAACAGCAGCAACAAACCACUGCUCACUUUCCUAUUUCCCAGUCGGCACCAACUCAAGUCCAAGAUGCAGCUUCUCAUGAUUCGCAGAAAACAGUUACGGAUGAUGACAACGGUUAUGCUGAUUCUGGUAUCGAAAAUGAGCCUCCACCACUUCUUGUUCAGGGAGAGUCGAAAGAUGCACUCGAUAUUCAUAUGAUGUUCACCAAGGAAGCGGAAAGAUAUUAUCAAAAAACAGGACGGAAAGGCAAAAUUAUUCAUUUGAUUGAAGGAUUUGAAAUUGAGGAAUCAGACGAGCCUUUUCCUUGUGACCCACCUUGCCGAUUAAGUGAUUGGCUUUUAUCCGAGAUGGAAGAUAAGAAUGGAAGGAAGAUAUGCAAGGAACGUAGAUGGAGUUCAUCGCCAAAAAAACUAAUCGACGAGAAAGGUACGGAACCAAUAUUAGAUAUAACCACCGAAAAAAUGGAAACCAAAAAAGGACGUGCAAAAGCAUCACCGACAAAAUCUGAAGCGUCUAGUGAAAAAGCAGAAAAGAAAACUCGUAAGCGUAAAACGAACGAACUCGACCGAUUGUUGCAAAUGGAUUUUGGGCCAUCGCAUGGACGUCUUUCUGAUAUUAUGCAAAAAUCUGUUUAUAAGCCAACCAAAGAAAGCAAAGAAGCUCUGCCGCCACCUCCAUUACCGCCGCCAACAAAGACCUGUUUGACAAAGCCAAAGGGACGACCACCUUCUUCAUCGGUAGAUAAGCAAAAACUAGAAAAAGUUGAAGUAAGUGAACCGGUAAUGGAAAGAUUCAUUAUUGAGGAUGCUGCAGAUAUCUCCCCAAAAGCUGUAACCAAGAAGUUGGAAGAAAGUCCAGCAACUGCCGAUCAGUCGUUGAAUUCUUCGUCGAAAAGUAGUGCUGAUACAGGGACUGGAAGUUUAUUAGUUAGUUUCUCGGAUGAAGAGCUUGAUACGGAAAGAUGUAACUACUGCAAUGGUUUGCUGCGUCUUAAACGUCUGGAAAAUCAUCCGCAGUAUUGCUCGAAGAAAUGUCGUAAAUUAUGGAAGAAGAAUCCAACUAUUAGUGAAGAGCAAGUUGGACGCUCAUUCAAUGCAUCACCGCGACUACCAGUUAUACGUUCAACGGAUACAUCACCAAUUAAUAAAGAUAUUAAUCCUACAGUGCAAAAUCUCAGCAUAAUUUCCGAGCCGUCCUCUACAGGUAGUACCAUUGAUCUGCAGCAACGAACACCUCCAACUUUAACGCUGAAAAUGGUCUCACCGCAGCAAGCGGAAAUCGUAAAAUCUCCUCGUGGUUUGUCCAGUUCUUACUCAUUAGGUGAAUGCAGUAAAGCACCGUCGACAUCGGUUUCCCCAGCCAUGGCUGUAACUCCAGCAGUUGAGCAUGCAACGAUGGAUUUUCUUUCGAGACCGACAAAAACGUGGACUUGCGAUGAAGUAGCAAGGUGGGUAUCAUCAGUAACCGGCAAUGAAGAUUGUGCGAAUACCUUCCGUAAUCAGGAUAUUGACGGCCAAUCACUGUUAUUACUGCCAGAUAAUGCUCAUAAUAAUUUGGUAACGCUGCUGGGAUUGAAACUUGGUCCAGUGGUGAAAAUUCUGAAUGCCCUCAAAGAAUUAUCCAGCAAAAGUAUCAAUGCCACAUAAUG
Molecule: messenger RNA, 3452 nt
Organism: Loa loa (African eye worm)
Lineage: Eukaryota; Metazoa; Nematoda; Chromadorea; Rhabditida; Onchocercidae
Exons: 21
Coding region: 1-3450 (1149 amino acids)
Cellular component (GO): PRC1 complex
Molecular function (GO): protein binding
Source: RefSeq, a predicted model, not a curated record